This is a messenger RNA of Pangasianodon hypophthalmus (striped catfish), 2570 nucleotides long. It is a transcript of the gene spata1, whose product is annotated as spermatogenesis associated 1. The transcript has 11 exons. Lineage: Eukaryota; Metazoa; Chordata; Actinopteri; Siluriformes; Pangasiidae. The record is from RefSeq and is a predicted model, not a curated record. Bases 809 to 2308 code for a protein of 499 amino acids.
UCUAAAUUAAUUAGAAUUUUUUUUGUAGUGUCAAAACAAAUCCAAUUUCAAUACUAGCACUAAAAAGUCUCUAAAUUAAUCAACAUAUUUUAAUAUUGUCUGUACAGAGUACAUUAAGUAAAAUUAAUGACAUUUGAUAGAGUUCUGCUUCCUUCUGUCCAUAUGAAUAAAUCACUGUGGCAGAAAAAAAAAGGGACCAUUAAAAGAACUGCCACUGUUUGAGUACACAAGAUUGUUACUUAGCACUCUCCCACUCCCACUUCGAGACGGUGUGUAACGAGACUUCGUUCACAAACAGCUGGUCAAUCCAGAUUGGUCACUGCAUCUUGAAGGGUUACAAGGAGCGCUGAAAAUAAAGAAACUAAAGUAGCACAAUGAACUGUUACGUGCGUGAGAGAACCUCUGAGGUAUGUCAUGGGAGCUCAGGCUUUUUUUCUUGCUUUAAAAGUCCCAAAGUAAUAAUGUUUUUAAUGUUUUAUAUUCUUAAUGUAAAUCUACUAGACAAAUAUACUUCUUUAUAAAUAGCCUAUAGGCCUAUAGUAUUUUCAAAGUAACAAAAUUAAAAGAAAUGUAACACAAAAUGCAUGAGAAAUAUAAUUAAUAUAAUAAAAUAUUCCAGUAAUGUAACUGUGAAAUGAUUUGGUGAAUUUAAAUGCAAUGAUGAAAUAACUCUCAUUAGCUGUGUGAUUUAUUGUUAAUGCUUGUGGUUCACGUAACUUGUUUAAAGGAUUUCUUAAAACGAUAUUUUUAUCGCAUGCAAUUGCUCGUCUUGUGUUAAUCUGUGUGAUGUUGAUGCUGGAAGCAGUGCAUGGAGCUCCAUGUAUUUUUUGUCCCAGACGAGCAGUGGAACUCGAAGUUGAAUAAAGUGUCAGUCGAAGCCAUAGACAGCUUCAUAUCAGCAGGAUUCAUCAGAGUGUAUCCAGACACAAGUCUCAAAGCCAUUAGAGGAGAACUUGGGUCAUUGCUUGGACCUGACAGGGUCAUGGACAGAUAUUGCUUCUUAAAAUGUGUUGGUAGAAGCUUAGCAAUGGUCAAGGCCAAACAAGAGAAAGAACUGAAAGCAAAAUCCUUUGCUCCACCUUAUUCCCCUUACCCAGAGCUCUACCUUCUGCCAGUUGAAGAGAAUGCCAAUAGCCUUUGCUCCAGGUCUCUAAGCUCAGACACUGUCCUUUACAACACUGACUCUUACCCUCCUAGACCCAUUUUUGCACCUGGCCAGACAAAAGAACCUACUAAAUUCCCACUAAUCAAACAAGGGCCCCAGCAGUAUGUCCUAGCCCAAAGUCUAGAAAAUGAGAGUAGCUUCAGUUCCUUGGAGGAGAGGGAGGAAGACUCUCUGGGAUGUGAAGACUCCAUGUGGACUGAAGCUCCCAAAAUGUGUUGGAAUGUCGAAGAGGAGUUUGUGGCAAAGCAGCAUGAAAUGCUCCCCAUCAAACAAACUCCAAAUGAAAUGGAGAAAAAUGAGAUAAAGCCUUGUUACAAAAGAAAUUUUACCAGAGAUCCUGGAGUACCAGAUAUGCUGGAGGGUCCGGAUACUGGGUUAUUCCACUCUCAAGGAAGGAAGUCAAAACUGUCUCCGACAUUGAAGCCACCCAGAAAGAAAUCAGGUGAUGAGUGUGCAAUGAAGAUGCAUGAAAGGCUUUAUUGCAGAAAGUGCCUUGUUUUCUUCUUUUCACAGCAGGUCCAUGUGGAUAGAGCCGAAACUAGAGUUCCCAUUUUGUGUGAUUCAGCUCCUAGUGCCCUUUCCCAGCCUCUGCAUGUGAAAAAGCCCACCCCUAAACUUUCAUCUAACAGGGAUGAGUUGCUGAAGGAAAUUCGGCUGGUCAAAGAAGAGAGAAAAAAGCUAGAAAGAACAAGACAAGAACUUCUGAGAAAGGGAAAAGAACUGCUAGCUCUGAAUAGACACUGUAGGAACCAAGCACGAGACAAGUGGAAGAGAAGGUAUUUUGACACCAAAAAGGCCACAGCAUCACUGGAAGAAACCUUGAAAAGCCUUCGCCAGGAACUCGAGACAUUUUACAACAAACUGUUUCAGCAACUACAAGCCAGAGAUGGAAGAAACAAACAAAGACGAGCAGGGAAACUCUCAAGUACAAAGAAUGACCUUAUAAUCCAGAUUAUGACUGAAAGCUGCGAAAUCGAUAACCUGAGGAAAAGCAUUGAUGACGCCAAAAUGAAACUUGACACAGAAAUUAAGCUGAGGAAUCAGGCUGCCACAGAGCUUCGAGCCUUGAAAGCAGAACUAAUGCAGAAGAAAUCUCAGUACUCAUACACUGAGCCUCUCAAAGGUUCUGCUGACCUUGCAUAACAUCUUGACUCACUUCCUAAAUUUGAAAUGGACUGUGUAUCUAUUAGUACUCUAGUAGCUAAAUUAAAUUUGUGAUGACUUCUCUGACCUCUCAAACUUUAUUCAGGCAGGCAAUCACAUCUAACCCACUGUAACACUCACCCACUUACACAUAUCCAGUUUCUACGCAAUCUUUUUCUGGAAGCCAACUAGAAUAGGCUUUUUCAUCACACUACAAAUAAUAUUUAAAUGGGAAUGAAGAAAGAUGUGUCUGUUGUUUAAU